AGUACAAGUAGUAAAAAACGCAAAGUUUCUAGAAGGUACUUAGACAAAGUACUCGGCGUUCGUGGAACUUGGUUCGUCGACAUUACGUUGACAUAUGAAAAGAGCCACCAACCUGCUCGUGGUAUGACUGAUUAUAUUCAGAGAAUAUUAAAAUGAAGGAGCGAACCGGUUUAGCUCACUUACUUGCCGCCGCAACUGACGGCGGGGAUUACGAAGUGGUUCAAAGACUACCUCACGCAACAUUGGAUGAAGUCAACCUCCGAAAAUAUGCUGAAGCGGUUGACUCUACGGCUCGAUUCAUAUUUGCCUUCUGGCUUUUUGUUGGCGGAGUCUGUACUUGCGAUUUUUUCUUACUGUCAAUUUCAAAUACUAGUCAAACUAGUCAAUCUUCUCAAUUAUUCUUGAUUUAUGCAAGCGAACAAGCCAAAAAAUACUUCAUGAGUUGUUGUUCAUGCUCAGAUUCUCAUGGAAUGACGAUGACAUAUCAGCAUAAUUAUCAAGUUGUUUGCUACAUGAGCUCCGCGAUCUUGAUCAUUACGUAACCAAUCGUUACUUCACGCAGGCCUAUACGCACUUUGGCGUGCACACCACACUGCGGAGCUGGCGAGGUCCAUGGUCGCUUUCCUUUUCGGGAUAGUGAUCUUGAUGGAAUUUCCUUCGUUGUUCGGCGACAUCCUGGUGAGCAUUUUCGAGUAUGCCACCUUCUGGAUUUUUAUUCUGAUCCUGAUCAUAUCAGCGGGAACGCAUGUCUACUUUCUCACCCGAUACCACGAAAGCAAGCUGAUUGGUGUCGCAGGUGGCCUCCUGGGUUGGUAUGCGGCAGCCGCAAUUUGGGCUUCUGUCGCCGCCCUGUUGCGUGGCAUAAUCUGCGUGUGCUCUACGGGAGGAUGGGAAGAGGACGAGGAUAAUGAGGUCGUGCCAGGCGGUCAAGGUGCCUCGUCUGAUGAGCCCAGCACGAAGGACACCUCUGCGCUGCAACUCGCGUUUUCUAUCGUAAAAAAAAUCGCCAGCAAAGCAACAACACUGCACGAUCAGAGGCUUUCCUACGGUUCGAGUCGGCUCAAUGCCGCCAGUGUGACCCCAGCGACGCGGCUAGUAUUUCCUUUUCAAACUACACGUUGACGUUUCCGAUCUAAAAAUGGAUCGUUAAUUAGGAUCUUAUUCAUCGACUUGUUCACAACGCAUUGGUCUUUGAAUGACACUAUAGUCUUGAGACUUUUUUAGCAGAGCGAUAUCCUCAACAACUGCGACAAGGAAAUUCCAAUGGCUAUACCACAGCAGCAGACAACUUCGAGCUUUCUGCACCUUCACACCGGGCAAAAAGCAGAGACGCUCGACACGAGCGCGGAAGACGUUUGUCACAGACCCUAUGUAGGAGCACAGUUCAUGUUCAGUAGCGAAUGGCACAUGUUCUGCAUCGAUGUCCUGCAUGUGCUGGUCGUCUUUGCAGGUGCCUUCGUGGGUAUGCGGUUUGCGGUACGAACCAAGCAAAUCAUUUACCCCUAUGUCCUGCCUGCGAUUUUCGCAUUCGUAGGCACAGCAUCAUUUGGGGAGAUGCUCAUCGCCAUAGCGUACUUUCUUGGACCUCAGCACGCACGCGACGAGGGAUCUCCGUGGGAGCUCAGCCAUCACAAUCUUGUUCGCGAUAUUCGCUACCAGUACAACAGCGCGGCCUCGUUGCGGGGACUGACGUUCAGCUCCACUAUGGCUUACACUCCUGGUUGAAAAGAGAGACAAAUUAUAAUUUUUUACAUUUAGUUUUGGAAGGCGGAGAUCAUCUUCUCAUAUCUUCCGCUUCCCAGUGAGCAGCAUUCGAAAUUUUAGACGAACUAAUCAUGACCAUAAUAGUCUAACAAUCCAUUCUGUAGCUAGUAAGUUCCUUUUUCGUCGUCGGGAGCGGUCUCUAAUCCUACGUUCCAUUAUCGAUUGCGCCUCCCUUUUCAGGCUUUUCGAGAUCUGAUUCAGAUUUGUGCAUUCCGUGGUGCUGGCAUGGUAGUCAACGACGAUCAUGGCGAGGACGGCCAUCUGAGCACACUACAAAUGAGGGACUCACAAUCACAUCAUCUUAUGGCAGCGGUUGCUCAUGAGGACAUUAGCAUUACAAGUAUUUAAUCGGAUUACAUAUGAUCAGUGUGCUAGUCUCAAUGAGAGUCCUGAAAUAGGCUAAUGCAGCUUGUUUUGGACCACAUCAACUACAUCUACUGGUUAUCGCAGAGUUUACUUAUCCUAAUGUGGUAGAUUGAGCUUCAGGAACGACCGCAGACAACAAAACUUUAAAAGACCCACUGAAAGACUAAGAUGCAAUGAACAUAGAGAAAUAAUGCUAGCUCUAACACAUCAGCGACGAGUAGGCGAGAGGACGAGGUGGCAGCUGUAGAAGAUGCGUCACCGUCAUCAUCGUCAUCAUUUGUGACAGUUCCACUACAACGAGCUCGAACGAGCAUGGCUCCUGUCGACGGAAUACAGGCCGAUGAUGGCAUCAUGCUGUUCACCGCAACGAGCAGUGAUUAUAGCAGUCAGACGAUAUCCUCAACUCCUGCAUCGUCCUUGUCUAGUGGAGCGAUACCCUUGGCAUCGCAGGGCGCAUUUUCAUCUCUCGGGGCAGACGGAACUGCGACCAAUGAGUCUUCGUCGGCAGGAGGCGAUGCUACGCAAUUCUUGAACACAACGGGAAAUUGUGGGAACAGUCCUGCUUCUUCAAGUGGAGAAGGGGAGGGAGGGCACUUUCUGUCUAUUUCCCCAUAUGGUACUAGUCUAUGGCCAUCAAGUAGUAGCAGCAACAGGGGUAGCCUUACCUCAUCUUCAACAGCGUUCAGCGAGUUCAUGGAGACGUCAACAUCUUCAUCGGCAUCAUCGUCCUCAUUUUUGAUUUUGGGGCAUGCGCAUGCACACACUGAUGUAGGACAGGGAAGCGGUAGCGGAAUGGUCGACGCACCGGGGCAGGCUGAAGUGCAGAGCCUUGUGGGACAGUAUUUUGCCCCCAGUGCCUCGUUCUUCGACGAUUUGUGGGGACAAUUGUUUCUGUUCUCAAUUUUCAUCGGGCUCUUCUUCAUCGGCUUGAUCCGUAUGGGCGACACCCGCCGCGAACUUGAAGCGGCGAUGGCGCUAGAGCAGGAAGAGAAAGGCGAGGAGGAGUACUACGAAGAAGAGGAGUACCUAGAAGAAUCGCUGGACGAGCAGGCCUACACCGAAGAAGACCUGGAGGCUGAAACAGCCAAAAUUUCAGGAUUUGUAUUUUUGACUAUUGCCUUUUUUCACACAGGAUCGAUUGCCAUUUAUUUUUGUAUUGUUCAUGCUGUAAGUGUAAUAUGACGAUUAUUUUACCUCUUUACCUUUUUGGAUGACAUGAUCCUCCAACACGCAAUGAUAAUCUCAUGCCCUUUUGAAAAAAACGAUAUCUUCUUCAGGACCAUCUGGAUCCUGUAGAUGAAGAGGAGGAAGAUUUGGAGGAUGCCGGUAGCACUGGUGAUGGAAAUGAGAUCAUGCGAGAUUCCAAUACUAGUCCUGCUUUAGCUGCAGGUGGAACUUACGCGACCCCUAGCUCUUCUUCAGUACUGGUUGCAUUAGAGGAAGCUCCACAACAGGCGACAGGAGCGUCGGGAAUCUUGAAAAAACAAGUCACAGUAAAUCACACGCCGAGUAUACUGAAUCUGGGCACCGACGCAGGUCGUAUGAAGAAAUCAGCAUCGAGGUCGUCUUCUCAGCGAGCGCGGGAUUACUUAAGCGCUAGAUCUACAGGGACUAGGAAAAGUGGUCAGGUAAAGUGAUCUCGCCGUCAGUGAAAAAGUGCUGCAGGAAAGAAUAACUCCAACAUACAACAAAUAGUAUCCAUGUCCAUUCUGCACCAUACUCCACCAGGCGAUAGUGUUGAACAACGAUCUUGUUCGAAGUGCUACGCUGAUCAAACUACAGGCUCGAGGAUUUCACUCUCAUAAUACAAAUACUAGUAUGAGUAAUUCAUCAAGCACAUCGCUUCUUAUGCAUGGUGAUGCGUUACUUUCACAGUCAUCUCUCUUGUGCAUUAUAAAAGACUAUCUUUACCUGCCACCUAGGUCAUGGUGUGAUCGCAAAGUUACAUUUUGAUUACUCGACUUUGAUUGAAGAGCAAGAGUCCUUUGCAGGAGGACUAGAGCGGACCUCAAAUUAGCUACCUUAUCUAGCAGAGCGAAGACAUUGGAUUGGUCAUGUAUACAUAGAAAGAUUAGGAGUGCCCUAUUGGAUUCCUAGAAUGGAAGAAACAUAUAAUUAGUUAUAAAAUUUGUGAGCUCCCCCGCAAGCACAACAACUACAAUAUGUUAGACUCAACAAAAGAG
Amoebophrya sp. A25 is the source of this 4313-nucleotide messenger RNA. Lineage: Eukaryota; Dinophyceae; Syndiniales; Amoebophryaceae. The record is from the annotation of a GenBank genome assembly.